Molecule: messenger RNA, 588 nt
Organism: Glycine soja
Lineage: Eukaryota; Viridiplantae; Streptophyta; Magnoliopsida; Fabales; Fabaceae
Product: uridine kinase-like protein 1, chloroplastic
Exons: 5
Coding region: 1-588 (195 amino acids)
Cellular component (GO): cytoplasm; chloroplast
Source: RefSeq, a predicted model, not a curated record
AUGUCGGAAGAAACGACGUCGAUUGACUACGUAAUGGAGGCAUCAUCUAGGUCUCACUUCUCCGCCCUGAGACUCGACGGCCAGGUCCCAUCCUCCGCCACGGCCGCGUCCUCCACUCUCGAUUCAACCCUAACCCUCAAUUCCCUUCCCAAUCAACCCUUCGUCAUAGGAGUUUCUGGAGGUACUGCCUCGGGCAAAACCACCGUCGGCAAUAUGAUCAUUCAGCAACUCCACGAUCACUGCGUUGUCCUUGUAAAUAAGGACUUGUUUUAUCACGGGUUGAAUCCUGAAGAGUUGAAACGUGUUCACAAGUACAAUUUCAACCACCCUGGUGUUGAUGUUAUUCUUGAUUGUAUGGGAGCAACCUACUAUCAAAAAAAUCUUGAUAGCUUGAAUUUUGAUGGAAGGCUUUUUAUUAUUGGCUUUCAAGGGAAGCAUACAUCAGCAGGAGACAAAGAGAAGAUGGUGCCAUUAGCAGAAGUCCAAGCACAAACAGAUCAAACACAAGCAAAGGGGGUGCAGGGGGUGCAAACAACAACAAACAAGAGAAGAAUGGUGAGGCCUGCUUACCUUAUUGACUUCAUUUGA